UGUAGCCUCAUGGGCAGUGUAGUCCGUGCUGCAGGGAGAAUGGACUGCCAUACCCGUUAUGUGUCUGUGAGCGCGAGGAGGGAGAAAAAGGAGAGUGGGAAAAGUACGAGCUGUCACCGAGCACAAACGGGAGCUGGAAGCAUGUAAAUAUAAUAAUAACCACUGCAGCCAAAAAGAGUGCCUGACGAGCCCAGUUGUAAGUACGCUAUUAAGACUCGACUGUACACCGUGUUCGUGUUUUCCUCCAAAACAAUAAGUUCCGUUGGAGCAGCCUUUCAACGCCUCUCUCUGUCUCUCGCUAGCAAAGUUGACCCAGACAACAAAGUAAAGCUAGUUUUCAGCUACGAGCCCGACACGAACCUGACGUAUUAGCCAGAGGUCCCUUUACUACGGUUCGGAGCCGCGGACCUUCAGUAAUAGUAAUAAAUCACAUUCAUGUAGUUGUAAACAGCAUGAUAAUAUAUUAAGUAAUCCAAAGUAUUCAGAAUACGUUACUCUCAUUGAAUAACGUAACGGAACACGUUACAAAAUACAUUUUGGGGCAUGUAAUCUGUAGUGGAAUACAUUUUAAAAGUAACCUUCCCAACACUGCCUGCAGGUAUGUGAACAAGGAUGUAAAUCAGCUCUGCUCUCAUCUGUAUCACCUGUCCUCUCCUUCAUGUGUCAGCAGGUGGGUGUGUUGGAUUCAUACUACAGGUGACCUGCCUGUGCAGCAAAAAUGCAGUCAGACCUGUUGCUGAGUCAUGUGACCUACUCUCACCAUGCCCUGUGAAUGAGCCUGUACACACCUGUGAGAGAUGUUAUCCAGGUAAUCCUCUUGGGCCUGGACUCUGCUGGAAAGUCGACCCUGCUGGCCAAGCUCCUGACCGGACAGGUGAUGGAGACGUCUCCGACCAUCGGCUUCAACGUGGGAACGCUGAACCUGGACAAGAAGACGUCUCUGACGGUAUGGGACGUGGGAGGACAGAAACACAUGAGGCCCAACUGGAGGCUGUACCUGGACGACUGUGAGGCGCUGGUCUUCGUGGUGGACAGUAGCGAUCAGGGCCGGAUGGCGGAGGCAAAGGGGGCUCUGAAGAAGAUUCUGAGCGAAGAGAAGCUGCGAGGAGUUCCUGUCAUGGUUCUGGCCAAUAAGAAGGAUCUGCCCAACUCCAUGACCAUCCGCGAGGUGUCCACUGCGCUAGACCUCCCCAGCUACACAGACAGACUAUGGGAGAUUCAGGCCUGCAGCGCCUUGAAGGGACUCGGCCUCCAGCAGGCCUUCACCUCCGUCAACAAGAUGAUCAAAAGGAGCUGAGGGAGGGAGGGAGGAGGUGAAUGGUGGUGCAAAGAAGACAGGGGAGAUGUGGUUAGAUGUUCCAAAGCAAUAAUUUAAGGCAC
Molecule: messenger RNA, 1380 nt
Organism: Pelmatolapia mariae (spotted tilapia)
Lineage: Eukaryota; Metazoa; Chordata; Actinopteri; Cichliformes; Cichlidae
Gene: arl11
Product: ADP-ribosylation factor-like 11
Exons: 5
Coding region: 773-1297 (174 amino acids)
Biological process (GO): vesicle-mediated transport; intracellular protein transport
Cellular component (GO): cytoplasm; plasma membrane
Molecular function (GO): GTP binding; GTPase activity
Source: RefSeq, a predicted model, not a curated record